Messenger RNA from Cricetulus griseus (Chinese hamster), 6502 nucleotides. The record is from RefSeq and is a predicted model, not a curated record. Lineage: Eukaryota; Metazoa; Chordata; Mammalia; Rodentia; Cricetidae.
GCUGGCUGGAGUGGAACUCACUGAAAUCGGUAAGGUCUGGUUACAGAAAGAGCUGAAACCUUCCCAGCUGCUGUGGUUCCAGCUUCUUGGAAAGGAGAAUUCAGCACUUUUUUGCUAUCUUUUAGUGAACAAGGGCAAUUUGGUUUUGAUGCUGUGCCAGAAAUCAUCCAACAAUGAGCUACUGGAACGUCAAGAAAAGGGGCUGUGUGCAGUACCGCAGGCAUUUUCUGGUGGACAACAGUGUGUUUCAUGUUGAAAGAUGCAUGAGUGUAAUGCAGUCCGGGACACAGAUGAUCAAAUUGAAACGUGGCAGCAAAGGGCUCGUUCGCCUCUUUUACCUGGAUGAGCACCGGACCCGCCUCCGAUGGCGACCCUCUCGGAAGAGUGAGAAGGCAAAAAUACUUAUUGACUCCAUCUACAAAGUCACUGAGGGCAGGCAAUCUGAAAUAUUCCACAGACAGGCUGAGGGGAACUUUGAUCCCAGUUGCUGCUUCACCAUCUACCAUGGCAACCACAUGGAGUCCCUGGACCUCAUUACCUCCAACCCAGAGGAGGCACGAACCUGGAUCACAGGUCUCAAGUAUCUGAUGGCUGGUAUCAGUGAUGAAGACUCCCUUGCCAAGAGGCAGAGGACCCAUGACCAAUGGGUGAAGCAGACCUUUGAGGAGGCUGAUAAGAAUGGCGAUGGCUUAUUGAAUAUUGAAGAGAUUCAUCAGUUGAUGCAUAAACUAAAUGUCAAUCUGCCCCGAAGAAAAGUCAGGCAAAUGUUUCAGGAAGCUGACACAGAUGAGAAUCAGGGAACCUUGACAUUUGAAGAAUUCUGUGUUUUUUACAAAAUGAUGUCUUUGAGACGAGACCUUUAUUUGCUGCUCUUGAGCUACAGUGACAAGAAAGACCACCUGACAGUGGAGGAGCUGGCUCAGUUUUUGAAGGUGGAACAAAAGAUGAGUAAUGUGACAAUCGACUAUUGUCUUGACAUCAUAAAGAAGUUUGAAGUUUCUGAAGAAAAUAAAAUGAAAAAUGUCCUCGGGAUUGAAGGUUUCACAAAUUUUAUGCGUAGUCCUGCUUGUGAUGUAUUUAACCCUUUGCACCAUGAAGUGUACCAAGAUAUGGAUCAGCCACUCUGCAACUACUACAUUGCUUCAUCUCACAACACAUACCUGACUGGGGACCAGCUCCUUUCUCAAUCCAAAGUGGAUAUGUAUGCACGGGUGCUACAAGAGGGCUGUCGGUGUGUGGAGGUUGACUGUUGGGAUGGCCCAGAUGGAGAGCCAGUGGUCCACCAUGGUUAUACUCUCACUUCAAAAAUUCUCUUCAGAGAUGUUGUGGAGACUAUUAACAAGCAUGCUUUCGUGAAGAAUGAGUUUCCAGUUAUACUGUCUAUUGAGAACCACUGUAGUAUUCAGCAGCAGAGGAAGAUUGCUCAGUACCUGAAAGGAAUAUUCCAGGACAAACUGGACCUGUCAACUGUAGACACAGGAGAGUGCAGGCAACUUCCAAGCCCUCAGAGUCUGAAAGGCAAAAUCCUAGUGAAGGGCAAGAAGUUGCCUUAUCACCUUGGGGAUGAUGCAGAGGAAGGAGAAGUUUCUGAUGAGGACAGUGCAGAUGAAAUUGAAGAUGAGUGCAAGUUCAAGCUACAUUAUAGUAACGGGACCACUGAGCACCAGGUAGAAUCUUUCAUUCGGAAAAAACUGGAAUCAUUGUUGAGGGAGUCUCAGAUCCGAGACAAAGAAGAUCCUGACAGUUUCACAGUGAGGGCUUUGCUCAAGGCCACACAUGAAGGCUUAAAUGCACACCUGAAGCAGAACCUGGAUGUGAAGGAAAGUGGAAAGAAGUCUCAUGGACGAUCCCUGAUGACCAACUUUGGAAAACACAAGAAAACUACAAAAUCACGUUCUAAAUCCUAUAGCACUGAUGAUGAGGAAGAUACAUUUCUGAAUCCUAGCAAGGAGGGAGGUCAGCUGUACAGGCUGGGCCGCCGAAGGAGAACCAUGAAACUCUGCAGAGAGCUCUCGGACUUGGUGGUGUACACAAAUUCCGUGGCAGCCCAGGAUAUUGUGGAUGAUGGGACCACAGGGAAUGUGUUGUCCUUCAGUGAAACAAGAGCACAUCAAGUGGUUCAGCAGAAGUCAGAGCAAUUCAUGAUCUACAACCAAAAACAACUCACAAGGAUUUACCCCUCUGCCUACCGAAUCGAUUCCAGUAACUUCAACCCUCUGCCAUAUUGGAAUGCAGGCUGCCAGCUAGUGGCUCUAAACUACCAGUCUGAAGGACGAAUGAUGCAGUUAAAUCGGGCAAAAUUCAAGGCAAAUGGCAACUGUGGCUACAUUCUCAAGCCCCAGCAAAUGUGCAAAGGUACUUUCAACCCUUUCUCUGGUGAUCCUCUUCCUGCCAACCCCAAAAAACAGCUCAUACUGAAAGUGAUCAGUGGACAACAGCUUCCCAAACCUCCUGACUCCAUGUUUGGAGACCGAGGCGAGAUCAUUGACCCCUUCGUUGAAGUUGAAAUCAUUGGACUGCCAGUGGAUUGUUGCAAGGAUCAAACUCGUGUGGUGGAUGACAAUGGAUUUAACCCUGUGUGGGAAGAAACCCUAACAUUUACAGUCCACAUGCCAGAAAUAGCUUUAGUUCGGUUCCUUGUGUGGGAUCAUGAUCCUAUUGGAAGAGACUUUGUGGGACAAAGGACCGUGACCUUCAGCAGCCUAGUACCUGGCUACCGGCAUGUCUACUUGGAAGGACUCACAGAAGCCUCCAUAUUUGUUCACAUAACAAUCAAUGAGAUCUUUGGAAAGAAUAGACAGCUCCAAGGUCUGAAGGGACUGUUCAAUAAGAAUCCCAGGCACAGUUCUUCAGAAAACAACUCCCAUUAUAUUCGCAAGCGAUCACUUGGAGAUAGAAUUCUGCGACGUACAGCCAGUGCUCCAGCCAAAGGCAGGAAAAAAAGCAAAGUGGGUUUCCAAGAAAUGGUUGAAAUAAAAGAUUCUGUCUCUGAGGCCACAAGAGAUCAAGACGGUGUCCUUAGGAGGACCACACGGAGUCUGCAAGUACGCCCUGUCUCUAUGCCUGUUGACAAGAGUCUGCUGGGGGCUUUGUCACUGCCUAUAUCUGAAGCAACAAAAGACACAGAUGGAAAAGAAAAUUCUCUGGCAGAGCACAAGGCUGAUGGAAGAAAGGGGGAAGCAACUAUAAAAGACCCACAGUUUUCAAAUUUCAACAAAAAGUUAUCCUUCUCCUCCAGUGCCCUCCUCCACAAAGAUGCCAACCAACAGGAUGGCACUGUUUCAUCUGCCAGCAUAUCAAUCCCAGAACAGUAUGGAGGACCAGGUUCAAUGGGUGGGAGAACCAAGCUAAACCAGGAAAACGACUGUCCCCCCAAAUUCCUUUCCCCAAGGCAGUAUUUGGCACUUGAUCAUGCAACAAAGGGACCACAAGAUCUCUCUGGGUUGAAAACCAGUGAAAAGGGGCAUACUGAGGGCUUAGGAGAAGGGAGAAGCAUGUUGUCUGAAAGUGUUCUUUCUCAAAGUGCUCUGGAGAUGGAGAACCUGGAAGGCAGCAGGACCAAGGUCCCAGCUGCAACAUCCUUUUCUUUAUCCGAUGUCUCUGCUCUCUGCUCUGACGUCCCUGAUUUGCAUUCAACAGCUAUUCUUCAGGAUACCGAAGUUUCCAAUCUCAUUGAUGAUGUUACUUUAACAAAUGAGAAUGAGGCCGGCAGUUCCAUUUCAGCAAUGAUUGGCCAGUUUGAAGAGAGCAACCACGGGGCUAACCUUACUGUGGGUUCUCAUCUCCUUUGCAUGAAUGCGACAUCAGGAGGUGCUCUUUUGCCUGUCCCACUGGGCCUACAAACACCCUUCAAGCAUGGUUUUUCCCAGGGGAAACCCAAGGCUGCCUUCUCGUGCUCAUCUCCAGAGCUGAUCAAGUUCUCUAGUGUGGAGACCACCAAACCUGCAAAUACCGCAGUUGUUUGUGAAAUGGUUGGCUCUCCCAUCUCUAAACCCAAGCCAGGUAAUGGCCCUUCUGAUAAAACCAAGGCAAGGGUCAUGGAAGGCAACUUGCCUGCAUCCCUGGAUGCUUCUCCUGGCCAGUUUCCCAAAAGCCCCACUCAUGGGAAGGACCAGAGACAAGUGAUGAAUGGCCCUGCUCUUUCCACUGAGUUGAACCUGGAAGAUGUAAUAGCAGACUCUGCUUUCUGUGUAAAUUCUGCAGAGAGCAGCCUUGUGGAAAUUGAUGGAGAAUCUGAAAACCUGUCUCUAGCAACCUGUGAUGAUGGGGGAGAGGGUCUGAAUCAACUUGUUUCUCCACUAAAACUAAAGCACAGCCAGGAAACGGUGGAACAUAUCCAGAGAGGCUUGAGGAAUGGCUACUGUAAAGAGGCGCUCCUACCUUCUACCCCUGAAAUAUUUAACACUCUUCAAGGUGUCAAAAAUCAAAGUAUCUCUCGUCUAGCCUAUCAGGGUGCUGGCUUUGUGUAUAACCACUUCUCAAGUUCAGAUGCAAAAAUGAACCAAAUCUGUGUGCCCCAGAAGUCUAGGGUUCCAGAUAUGCAUGCCCCCACACCCACUCAGUCAACACAUGCUCCCUUGGUUGCUUUGAAACUGCCAAGUCCUUGCAAAUCCAAAAGUCUGGGGGACUUAACAUCAGAGGACAUUGCCUGCAAUUUUGAAAGCAAAUACCAAUGUAUUAGUAGGAGUUUUGUGACAAACGGCGUUAGAGACAAGAAUGUGACUAUGAAGACAAAGUCAUUAGAGCCUUUAGAUGCCCUAACUGAACAGCUCCGAAAGCUCGUGUCCUUCGACCAAGAAGACAGCUGUCAAGUGCUGUAUUCUAAGCAGGACGUCAAUCAGUGUCCCAGGGCGUUAGUCAGAAAGUUGUCGUCAAGAAGUCAGAGCAGAGUACGCAACAUUGCCAGUCGUGCCAAGGAGAAGCAAGAAGCUGGCAAGCAAAAAGCUGUGACCCACAGCGCUAGAGGAGGAGUGGUUCUUAGAAGUAAACCAUCCGCUCCUGCUGUGGCCGUGAACCGACACUCCACUGGCUCUUACAUUGCAAGCUACCUGAGGAACGUGAAAGCUGGUGGCCUGGAGGGCCGAGGCAUCCCAGAGGGAGCAUGUGCUGCCCUUCGGUAUGGCUACGUGGACCAGUUUUGUUCUGACAAUUCAGUUCUGCAGACCGAGCCAAGCAGUGAUGAUAAACCAGAAAUUUAUUUUCUUUUGAGGCUGUGAAUUAUAUAAAGUUGCAUUUUCAUUGUUUACAUGAUAUUCUAUAGGAUGUUAGAAUUUUUCCAUUGUCAGUGAAUAUAAUAUUUGGCUUUGAGAUGAUUUUCAAAUGUAUUUUUGGACUUGUAUUUUGGUCUCCCCUUGACUUCAUGUGUUCUCUCACCUCACUCAUUUGUAUAUAAAUUCUGUGGCACUUUCCAGGGACCCAUGCUCUCUUUCCCUCAAGGUAUUGUAAAUUGUGUCAGUAUGAAAUGUGUGCAUGCCCUCGAUGUGAAACUUCUCAGCAGUUUGGGUCACAGCGUGUGCAUGUUGCACAAAAAAAUGCUCUUUCCCUUGUCCUUGGGUCACAGUCCAGAGGCUGUCAUUUUUACUCGCUGAGUGUUGGGUUCAUUAAGAUUACACUUUCCAAAGAUAAAGGAAUGGAUUCUUUAUUUGAAGCUACAUUCUCCUUCUGAAUUGAAAGACCCAGAUUCAGUUUUAUAAUUCAUUUAAAAGAAGUGUUCAAAAUAGUUAAAUUGUCCUUUAUGAUUUCUUCACCCCCACCCAAAGUGGGAAUUCCAUGAAGAUGGAUUGCAUCUCUUUAUUCCCAAACCCCUUUUAGAAUAGGUUGUAAGGAAGAAAGUGAUCUUCUGUAUAUAAGGAAAAAAUGGUUUUACAUAAAUUUUGUUACACAUUUUUGCUAAUGGCUUUGUAUGUAACAAGAAUCCAGUUGCCAAGCUGUCUGUCAUAAUUUUGAAGUAUGUUUUGAAGUAUCUCCGAUAUAAUAGGUUGCAAAUAAUGGCUUUCAGAAUGAGAGACUUUUAGCCAGGCAUGGUGGUUCAUACUUUUAAUCCCAGCAGAGGCAGUUGGAUCUCUGAGUUUGGGGCCAAGCCUGAUCUACAUGGUAAGGCCCAGGUCAACCACAUCUACAUAGUAAGACCCUGUCUCCAAAGGAAGGAAGGAAGGAAGGAAAAAUGGAAGGAAGGAAGGAAGGAAGGAAGGAAGGAAGGAAGGAAGGACAGAGACAGACCUUACAUUAGACUUAAAACUCAGAGUAGUACAAGCAGAAAAUUUCCCCAAAGAUUUCAAGAAAAAACAGUUAUUUUCUCAUAAUCCAAGUGAAUAGAUAAUUAAAAGAAACCUUUUCCCUUUAGGGAACCAAGUAACUAUAUUUUAGUACUGACAUAUAUUAUUUUCAUUGUGAAUCCAUUUUUUUAUUGCAUGUUCAGGUGUCAUUUGCUUUUUGUACCAUGAAUUACAAUGAUGUUCCUGCUGGACUUCAUAAAAAUAUAAUUAAAACAGAUUUUUGAACA